Molecule: messenger RNA, 2568 nt
Organism: Nerophis lumbriciformis (worm pipefish)
Lineage: Eukaryota; Metazoa; Chordata; Actinopteri; Syngnathiformes; Syngnathidae
Source: RefSeq, a predicted model, not a curated record
AUGGCGGCGGUGAAGGCUCUCCAGCAGUGGUGCCGGGUCCAGUGUGACGGCUACCGGGAUGUGGCCGUCACUAACAUGACCACGUCGUUUCGGGAUGGCUUGGCUUUCUGUGCUAUCAUUCAUAAGCAGAGACCGGACCUCAUCGAUUUUGACUCCUUAAAGAAAGAAAACAUCUACGAGAACAACAACCUGGCCUUCAAGGUAGCUGAGGAGCAGCUGGGAAUUCCUGCGCUUUUGGAUGCGGAAGACAUGGUAGCGCUGAAAGUUCCGGACCGCCUCAGUAUCCUCACAUACGUCUCGCAGUACUACAACUACUUCCACGGACGCUCCCCGAUUGGUGGUGUAGCGGCAGUCAAACGUCCCGCCGACCCACCUGCCGGCGGGCCGUCCGGCAAGAAGAACGCACCGGUGGUCUCCAAAGUGUUCAAGCCGGCUAAGGAGAACAAUCCUCCCGUUACGCUGAAUGUUACAACACCCGUCCCUAACCCGAGACAGCCCAGAUCCACUACACAAGAUGUUUCUGCUUUGAAAACUCAUCAGACGGGAACGCUGAGUAACAAGUGUGCGUCCUGCAAUAACCACGUCCAUCUGGUGCAAAGAUAUUUAGUGGAUGGGAAGCUCUAUCAUAGGAACUGCGCAAAGUUACUAUCUCCUCCAAAUGCAAGUUCACUCCUAAGAGACACUCCAUCCAGGGUUCCUCCUUCAGUAGGCCUCACCAAAAGCGAUACGGUGACACCCGUGGCGCCGUCAAGACUGGGCCCCUCAUUGCCGGUCCAGAAUCCGAGCCCGCCUUCCAGCACUUCGGGCAAAUCUUUAUCCCCACAUCGACCCGCUUUAAACCUCACCACACCCGCUGCGGGGAAUCCGACUGCUCCCGUUGCUAAACGACCGGUGUCUCAUGACACUACCAUCACUCCACCGGCCACUAAGCCCGUUGCUGCACCUCGGACAUCCACCACUGCGGCCAAAACCGUCCAGUCCAAGCUGAAGUUCUUCCAGGCUGAAAGCGAUGAUACCAAACCUGCAACCAAGACUGCAGACCCCGUCUCAAAAGGUUUUAAGUCUGCUGAGGCUAUCAAGCAAACCCAAGGAGAUCACGAGAGGUCUAAAGUGCAGAUUGGUGAAGACAAAGCAAGUCCAAAGAAACAUGGAGAUAGUCAAGGCAGUAACAUUGGUAAUGGAAUUGUUAAAGUGCAGUUAAAGGAGAAUUUUGACAAAAGCAAAGCAGAUACAAAGAAGUACGGAGUCAUUGAGGGUGGCAAGCAGAAAGCAAUGGAUACCCCCAAGAAACCCAAUAAGGAGGGAAAUGGAAUUGUUAAGGUGGAGUUAAAGGAGAAUUUCGACAAAAGCAAAGCAGAUACAAAGAAGCUCGGCGUCAUUGAGGGUGGCAAGCAGAAAGCAACGGAUACCCCCAAGAAACCCAAUAAGGAGGAAAGUAAAAACAGCAUGCCAACACCCAAGUCAGACCCGUCCAAGAAUAGUGAUGCUGCAUCUUGGUUCCGAAGCUGGAGGAAGGAGCCUGAAAGCGGGAGGAAGGAGCCUGAAAGCGGGAGGAAGGAGCCUGAAAGCGGGAGGAAGGAGCCUGAAAGCGGGAGGAAGGAGCCUGAAAGCGGGAGGAAGGAGCCUGAAAGCGCGAGGAAGGAGACUGAAAGCGGGAGGAAGGAGACUGAAAGCGGAAGGGGAAGAUUGAGGCUGAAAGUCAACCCUUCCAUCUUCUCUGACUUGAAGCCUCCACGUUCUGACCCCAGCCCAAUCAGAAGCAGAACUCCAGAAAGAGGCUUAAACCCUGUGCCACACAACACUUCAGAGACGGAGACCCCCGCAGAUUGGAGGUCAAUGCUCAAACCUGUUUCCAAAGAUUCAAAAUCUGCUGACUCAUCACAAACCUCCCCUAAAGUACCAACGAACAACACCUCGCAGUUAUCAGAGGUGUUGCGAAAGCCUGUGAACCCUCCUUCAUCCCAAGGUGUCCGGAGUGGUCAAAAUUGGCCCAGGAGCACUACAACAUCAGGCAAUAAAGUCGUAAAGACAAGGCCAGACUACAUCCCCAAAGAGGCUAUCCUGAAGGAGCUGAAGGAGAUCGAAGAUAAUCUCAACCUGUUGGAGAAGAGAGGGGUCGUGUUGGAAGCCAAGCUUCGCAACAGCGAGGACGAGGGUGAAGAUGACUCGCUCAUGGACGAGCUUAUGGUAGAGUGGUUCACCUUGAUCAGGAAUAAGCAAGUGGCAAUGCGGCGGGAGUCAGAGCUGGUCUAUAUUGGUAAAACCCAGGACCUGGAGGAGGAGCAGCCCAGUGUUGAACAAGAACUCCGGAAACUGAUCGAAAAACCAGACCAUCUGAAAACGCCGUUUGAACGGAAGCGAGAAGAAGAGCUGAUGAGCAAACUGAUGGAGAUCAUCAACGACCGCAAUGCCAUUGUGGAAGGUUUGGACGAAGACAGGCUCAGAGAGGAAGAGGAGGACGAGGAGCUGAACAAGUUGUUGGAGAAUUAUAGCGUAAAAAAAGACAAGUCCAAGAAAAAAUCUUCCAUCUCCAAAUUGUUCACGUGGGGCAACAAAAAGGAGGUGUGA